UUGAUCAUGUGACUACCGCUUUCCCUGAAUCGCAAACAUUGUACACAACACUUUUAACACUGUUUUUACUUUGUCUGUGCCAAGUGGAAAGGCUACAAGCAGUAAGGACGCCACAGGCGCUAUAUGGCAAAACGGGGAGCUCUUUACACAUUUAUUAAAUACGACAGGUGCAACGCAAACCAGAGGGCUUUGGUUGAAGAGUCCAUUCGUUCUGGAAUCAACAUGUAUAAGCCACACCACCAGCCAGCCUAAAACUAUUUGGAGCAUCAUCUGAAGAAGAAUAAUUCAGAUGAUUAGCUAAUAAUUAGCUGGUUGAGAAGCUGAAUCAGCCUUUUUUCCUCUUGCUCUCUGUCUGUUCUGCAUAUUUUCUUAGGACACUAUGGUUAGGUGACCUCAGAUCACACUCACUUCAUUCCAUCUCUGGCUGUCACCUGACUGGUGGUUGCCAUGGCUUUACAAAAUGGAUACUCCAUCAACUCCACCCCACUGGACGAGAGUCGAGACACAUCACUCCUACUUAAAAAAGAAGUGGUGGAUCUUGAUGAUUCAGUACCUCCACAAUGUUGCUCUGCACGCUGCAAUCUGGCCAUCAUGAUGUUCUUCGGAUUCUCCGUUGUCUACGGUCUCCGUGUCAAUCUAAGUGUUGCCAUGGUCGCCAUGGUCAAUGGAACCAAUAGCCAACCAUCUCUCAACAGCUCAGUUGGCCAUGAGUGCCCAGUGUCCUCCCAUGGGAACAACAACGGCAGCCAAACCCCAGACCAACCAGAUGGGAUACCUCAGUACUCGUGGGAUUCUCCAACUCAGGGCCUGCUGCUGGGGGCGUUCUUCUUUGGCUACCUGUUGACUCAGAUCCCUGGGGGUUACCUGGCAGGGCACUUUGGGGGGAGUAUCUUCUUGGGGGGAGGGGUGCUUGGCACCGCAGCCCUCACCCUCCUCACCCCCCUGGCAGCCCAGCUAGGACCCUACUGGCUGUUUGGCUUACGGGCACUGGAAGGAUUUGGGGAGGGGGUGACAUUCCCGGCCAUGAUGGCCAUGUGGGCUCGCUGGGCUCCCCCUCUAGAGAGGUCUCGUCUUAUGACCCUGUCGGGGUCAGGGGCAAACUUUGGGGCUUUUGUAGCCCUGCCCCUCACCGGCUUCAUCUGUCACAGUCUGGGCUGGCCCGCUGUCUUCUACAUAUGUGGGGGUGCUGGUUGCAUUUGGACAGUGUUCUGGUUCAUUCUGGUGUCUGACCAGCCUGGCACUCAUCCACGAAUCAGCACAAGAGAAAAACAUUACAUCAUCAACUCCAUAGGAAAAGAUGGUGGUGCCCAUGGCUGGUCAGUGCCUUUGUUACCCAUGGUGCUCUCUGUUCCCCUGUGGGCCAUCAUAGUGUCUCAGAUGUGUGCCAACUGGGGUUACUACACUCUGCUCACCUCACUACCCACCUACAUGGACACGGUGCUUCACUUUGACCUCCGACAGAAUGCUUUUCUCUCAGCUCUGCCCUAUCUGGGUGGCUGGGCCUUCUCAGUGAUAUCAGGUGUAGUAGCAGACAGCCUCCUGGAGAAGGAGCUGUUGAGUAUCACAGCGGUCCGCAAGAUCUUCACUAUCACAGGUCUGCUGCUGCCUGCAGCCUUCCUGGUUGCUGUGGGCUACUCCGGCUGCAGUGGGGUGUUGGCUGUGACCUUCCUCACCCUCUCUACAACUGUAGGAGGCACCAGUGCAGCCGGGGUCUUCAUCAACCAGAUAGACAUUGCUCCACGGUAUGCGGGGGUGCUUUUAGGAAUCACCAACACUUUCGGGACUAUCCCAGGUGUUGUCGCGCCGAUCGUCACAGGUUACCUCACCAAAGAUCACUCCUUGGCGGGAUGGAGGAAUGUGUUCUGUCUAUCGGCCGGGAUCAGCGCCGGAGGAGCGCUUGUCUUCACCUUGUUUGGCAGCGGGAAGGUCCAGAAAUGGGCCCUGGCAGAGGAGGAUCAGGAGCAGGCAGAAACAGAGAGAGACGGGUUAAUCCCUACAUGACAGACAGACAUGACCUAAAGGGAAUAGGACCUGUAAGAAAUAAGCUGACCUCAGGUUAACUUGACUCCCCAUCAGGUGGUUUUAAAAAGGAUGGACCAGUGCAUUUUAAUAGUCUCUUAGUACACUGUGUUGGGAAUGGGACCCUAUAUAUAAUACAAUAUUCAUGAUAGAAUUAGGGACUUUUUAAAAUGGCCUCUUUAUAUACCAAAUGCCUUUCUUUAGUAUUGUUUACAACAAUCUGUUUCUGACCACGUUUGGUAUUUAUACUGAACAAAAAAAUAUAAAUGCAACAAGUAAAGUGUUGCUCCUAUGUUUCAUGAGCUGAAAUAUUUCUCAGAUUUUCUGCACAAAAUUUGCCAAAAUAAUCUAUCCACCUGACAGGUGUGGCAUAUCAUGAAUCUGAUUAAACGGCAUGAUCAUUACACUGGUGCACCUUGUGCUGGGGACAAAAGACCACUCUAAAAUGUGAUUUUUUUUCACACAACGCCACAGAUAAUUGGCAUGCUGACUACAGGAAUGUCCACCAGAGCUGUUGUCAGAGAAUUUAAUGUUAAUUUCUCUACCAUAAGCUAUCUCCAACGUCGUUUUAGAGAACAGCCUCACAACCGCAGACCACGUGUAACCAUGCCAGCCCAGGACCUCGACAUCUGGUUUCUUCCCCUGCUGGAUCGUCUGAGACCAGCCACCCGGACAGCUGAUGAAACUGAGGAGUAUUUCUGACAGUAAUACAAUUAUUUUGUGUGGAAAAAAUAAUUCUGAUUGGCUGGGCCUGGCUCCCAAGUUUGUGGGCCUAUGCCCUCCCAGGCCCACCGAUGGCUGUGCCCCUGCCCAGUCAUGUGAAAUCCAUAGAUUAGAGCCUAAUGAAUUCAUUUCAAUUGACUGAUUUCCAUAUAUGAACUAUAAUGUAUUUUUCUUCAGUGUAUAUAUAUAUACAGGAUGAGUCAUUAUGCCUUUUAUACUUAAAUCAAAGAGCUUUACAUUUAAUAACAGGCUACCCCUAGUGGUAUAAGGAAAUACACAGGCAACUUCUAAUAAACUAGAUUACUCUUUAAUUGAUCACUUUUAAGUGCUCUUAUACUUUUAUCUGCCACAUUUUAUAAAAAAAAUACCUGUGCUCUUCCCAGGAUUCAUUGCCUAUGAUUAGCCAUUGUCUAGUCUGUUGGCUAUAUAAUAAUUACUGCCCCAAACCAUUUGUUCUUUGAACAUGUUUUAAUUGAAUGACAGACAGAUGUACUUACAGAACUUGAACAAUUGAAAUGAACAAAACCAUCAAACAAAACUUUUUUUUUAGCACCACUUAUUUUACCGCCACUUAUUUGACCUCCAAUGUGCCCUUAAAGACAAUGCUGCACAAAAAAAGGUGGUUACCAAAAAUGUUUAAUUUGAGGAAAUGUACAUUCAUGUAAGAAUGUUUUGUUGGUCAAUGUAAAUUCAUGCAAGAACAUUUUGUAAGUGUUAUGUAAAAACAAAUCAAUGUGAAUGUUCAUAACAGAAAAAAAUCUGUGAAAUCAAAAUGUCAUGCUAUUUCCAGUAGCUUUAACUUUCCAUUAAAUAAUAUACCAAAUGUUCACAUAAUACA
Molecule: messenger RNA, 3580 nt
Organism: Salvelinus fontinalis (brook trout)
Lineage: Eukaryota; Metazoa; Chordata; Actinopteri; Salmoniformes; Salmonidae
Product: sialin-like
Exons: 12
Coding region: 448-2001 (517 amino acids)
Biological process (GO): monoatomic anion transport; transmembrane transport
Molecular function (GO): transmembrane transporter activity
Source: RefSeq, a predicted model, not a curated record